CUUUUGUCCUACCAUUGCCCUACUUAGUUCUUCUGUCCCUGUGUCGCGCUUUACUCAUUUCUCAUUUCUAUAUCGUUCCUUUUUUGUGGUUACGAAUCGAAAUAUAAAGUUAUUUUAAAAUUUUUACAAUAUGAUAGGCACGUUAUUUUCCAGUGCAUAUCGAACAUUUCCAGGACUUGCAUCGUUGAAUCCAAUAACUAAUUUAUGGAAUCUUACAUUGAGCAGAAGUAUAAUAAGAUAUCAUUUUCCGCAUCCUAAUGAACGUCGUCGUAUUAAACGAUUUGGUUGGAAAACAAGAAUGUCAACUUUAGGUGGACGGAAAAUUCUUAUGAGAAGAAUAUUGAAAGGCAAAUAUGUACUUAGUCACUAAGUUUAUUAAAAUAUGAGGUUAAUAAAUGUAACACUAUAAACUAUAAUAAAAAAAUUAUUCAUAUGUA
Messenger RNA from Frieseomelitta varia, 437 nucleotides. RefSeq names its product 39S ribosomal protein L34, mitochondrial (gene mRpL34). The record is from RefSeq and is a predicted model, not a curated record. Lineage: Eukaryota; Metazoa; Arthropoda; Insecta; Hymenoptera; Apidae. The transcript has 2 exons. Gene Ontology annotation, cellular component: mitochondrial large ribosomal subunit; ribosome. Gene Ontology annotation, molecular function: structural constituent of ribosome. Gene Ontology annotation, biological process: translation. The coding region runs from base 131 to 370 and encodes 79 amino acids.